GAAAUAAGACCAGGCAUUUCUGGCCAAGAUUUAGAUAAAUUGGCCCAAAAAUUAAUGAAAGAACAAGGAGUUCGGUCGUCCAGCCUCGGUUAUAAGGGUUUUUCGGCGUCCAUUUGUGUGGCUAUUAACCAUGAAUUGACCCACGGCAUACCGGAUGAACGGAUUUUUCAAGAGGGUGAUUUGGUCUCAAUAGACGUAGCCUGCCAUUAUCAGGGUUAUCAUGCUGAUGCGGCUCUGACGACCAUCGUCGGGACCGGAGAUGAAACCAAAAAAAAUCUCCUCAAUACCACUAAAAAUAGUUUAUAUUACGCUAUUCAAAAUAUCCAACCAGGACUUACUACUACUCAAGAUAUUGGUGCUAUGAUAGAAAAAUACAUUCGAACUCGUGGUUAUUAUCCCAUUAAAGAAUAUG
Molecule: messenger RNA, 412 nt
Organism: Racocetra persica
Lineage: Eukaryota; Fungi; Glomeromycota; Glomeromycetes; Diversisporales; Gigasporaceae
Source: the annotation of a GenBank genome assembly